CACCACACAAGCAAGCAAUUCAUCCGCUCUGUGUCCUCGCGAUCAGCACCCCAUCCACCCGCAUUUUACCAAUUGGGGCCAUGCUGCUCCGAUGGGGCGGGGCCCACCCAAUUGUCCGCUUGUCAUUCCCUGCUGUCCUCCGCCUUCUCGAAGCCCGUGUACCCAACCACGCCGCUUCUCGCUCGGAAUUCCUCACGCUAAUAUCUUCACGCAUUCCGUCUCUCGCAUUGCUCUCCCCACAACUCUGCAAUCCCCCACUUGCGGUACUUCCAGGCCAAUAUAUGAGGCAGUCUAGACAAUGGCGUAUGGUGCCUUUUACGGAUGUUUGCGGAUGUGGCAGAGGUGAUCUCAUUUGCUAUUAGAGGUCGUCUAUUGCAAAUCUGCACCCAAAGAAAAUUAAGGCAAAAUGCCGUCCCUCGUCGUCGAGACAGGUUUGGUGAGCAGGAUUAUGAAUCACAGAGAGCUUAUGAUAUCAUUAGCUGGCUUGAGCCUUGUUCUGCUCACACUCCUGCUGGGGAGGGUCAACUCUGCCGUAAUUCUACUCACCGAAUCAAAUGAAUCCUGGUCCUUUCCGGAUACGGAAGCCAGUUUCUCUCCACGUAUUCCUACCACUGGUAUUGUUGGGGUGUUGCACGCAUCCAAUCCUUUGGAUGCUUGUUCGCCGUUGACCAACGUUUCAAGGCAAGGACAAACUUUAUUUUCAGAUUUCCUGCUGGUUGAACGUGGAGUUUGCAAUUUUGAGGUCAAGGUUUGGAAUGCUCAGGAAGCUGGAUUCGAGGCGGUCAUUAUCUACAACAAUCAGAAUGACCAUGAGUUAGUCACCAGUACGUCUGCAUUUAGUGAUGUCUUCACCUUAGGAGUUGGACAUGAUCAGAUAAUCCAAAUGUCGGGAAGCUCCAACGACAUUCACGCAUACUCUGUCUUCGUGUCGAAGGUUACAGGAGAGUUUCUGCUGAAGUACGCCGAUGACAAGGGUGCAACUUGCUACAUAAUGCCAGCGUUCGAAAACACCGCUUGGUCAGUUAUGGCAGUAUCAUUUAUCUCUCUCCUCGCUGUAUCAUCUGUCUUAGUUACCUUUUUUUUUGUGCGACAGCACAGAAUUCAGCAUUUAAGCGCCCGGUUUCUCCCUAAGGAACCCGCUGGAAUGAGCGUAAAAGAAGUGAAUACUCUUCCAAGCUUUGUAUUCAAGCACAUUGAAGACGGCAAGGGCACUUCAGAGACUUGUGCCAUUUGCUUAGAGGAUUAUGUUGCUGGCGAAAAGCUGAGGUUGCUGCCCUGUCAACACGAGUUCCAUCUUGACUGUAUUGAUCAAUGGUUGACAACCCGUAAACCUUUCUGCCCAGUCUGCAAAAGAGAUGCCCAAUCCAAAGUUGAUAAGCCUGUGGCUACUGAGACUACGCCAUUGUUAGCAGCAGUUGGAAGAGCUUUGGGUGUUGGUGAAAGUCGAGUUGGAACACCAAUGAAUUCAUCACCGCUAUUUGCUCCUACUGGGGCUUCACCGGACGAAACUACUGACACACGCAUCUUUUCGCUUUCCUCUCCAGAUGGUUCCGAAGAUCUCUGCUAAGAACUUCGAUUGCGAGACGACUUGGGAAAAAUUGCUUGCUUAGUAGUCAUCAGCAUGGUUUGUGUUGAGUUUGUAAGAUUGCUCGUGAAUAUCAGGAGAUGGCUUGCUGGGUCAAUUACGGGAUAGAGUUCGUAGGGGUUUGGAGUACGAAGACGGCCACUUAUUAGGAUUUCGUCCUCUAUUUUGUAACUUUAGUUGUAACAUAGUGACUACAAAAUGUGGGAGACUCAAGCUGAUCAUCUUCUCUCAUUGAGUCUAGAGACAACUUGACCAGCCCCAGUCCCUAAAGUGGUCAGUGACUUUGAAGAGUGUCCAUUGUAAGGAUGUAGAGAAAAGAAAGAGUUGUGUGUUUUAGUUGGACCUAGCAUUGGUAGUUAGGAUUUUUGAUAGAAAAGGUGAGAUUUAUGGUACCGAAGGUAAGUCACAAAACUCCGGUUUCUUGUUUGGACUGAAACUAGAAGAAAAAAAAUUUGCCACCACAGUAUUUCACAGAUACGGCUGUCGGUUUUAGUUAAUUUGAAGAUAUGAGAGAAUAGCUGUGGCAUUUAUACGGAAAGAUACGUUUCGGGGAAUUUUCUAAGCAUUUGUGGAUGAGUUGAACUAU
Molecule: messenger RNA, 2171 nt
Organism: Physcomitrium patens
Lineage: Eukaryota; Viridiplantae; Streptophyta; Bryopsida; Funariales; Funariaceae
Product: receptor homology region, transmembrane domain- and RING domain-containing protein 1
Source: RefSeq, a predicted model, not a curated record